Molecule: messenger RNA, 342 nt
Organism: Uncinocarpus reesii 1704
Lineage: Eukaryota; Fungi; Ascomycota; Eurotiomycetes; Onygenales; Onygenaceae
Product: 1-(5-phosphoribosyl)-5-[(5-phosphoribosylamino)methylideneamino] imidazole-4-carboxamide isomerase
Exons: 3
Coding region: 1-342 (113 amino acids)
Biological process (GO): L-histidine biosynthetic process; L-tryptophan biosynthetic process
Cellular component (GO): cytoplasm
Molecular function (GO): 1-(5-phosphoribosyl)-5-[(5-phosphoribosylamino)methylideneamino]imidazole-4-carboxamide isomerase activity
Source: RefSeq, a predicted model, not a curated record
AUGAAUAGAUGGCAGACAAUAACGGAAAUGGAGAUCACCCGCGAAACAAUUCAAAUGCUCGAACCUUAUUGCUCCGAGUUUCUGAUCCAUGCUGCGGACGUCGAGGGCCUGCAACAAGGAAUAGACGAGGACUUGGUAUCGAGAUUGGCAGAGUGGUGUUCAAUUCCCGUGACGUACGCUGGGGGUGGAAGGGGCCUGGCGGACCUAGAUCGUGUCAAGUCAAGCAGCAACGGGAAGGUUGACCUCACGAUUGGCAGCGCACUUGAUAUUUUUGGGGGAAGUGGCGUGACGUUUGAAGAGAUAUCCUACGGCUAUCAAGCGGCAUUCCUUGCGUUCUUGUAG